This is a messenger RNA of Closterium sp. NIES-65, 1899 nucleotides long. Lineage: Eukaryota; Viridiplantae; Streptophyta; Zygnematophyceae; Desmidiales; Closteriaceae. The record is from the annotation of a GenBank genome assembly.
AUGACAUCAGCAGUUGCGGCUGGCCCCCUCCUUGCAGCGCUCCUCUCCUAUCAAGCAUCCCAUCUGAACAGCAUCAGCUCACCGCAAAUUUCCUCUCAAGCUUCUCAUCGUUUCAACUCAGAGUGCAAGCCUGCUGCUGCUGCUGCUGGAGGUGGUAGUGGUGGUGGUGGUGGUGGUGGUGCUGCUGCUGCUGCUGCUGCUGCUGCUGCUGCUGCUGCUGCUGCUGGUGCUGCUGCUGGUGCUGCUGCUGCUGCUGCUGCUGCUGCUGCUGGUUCUGCUGCUGCUGCUGCUGCUGCUUCUGGUGCUGCUCCUUCUGCCGGUAGUGAUGGUGGCGGUGUUGGUCCCUUUCUGGCGAAUCACCAAGCACCUCACCUUCUCAGCGCACAGUUUGCACUUGCUUCUGCUGGUGGUGUUUGCUCUGCCCCUUUUGCUGAUGUUGUUGGUGGUGGCAGCGGCGGCAGUGCUAUUUCAAUUCUGACUAACCACCAAGCACCUCAUCGGCUUAACACACAACAUUCACUCGUUGCUGCUGCUGCUGCUGCUAAUCGUACUGCUGGCAACGGUGGUGGUGGUGCUGGUAGUGGUGGUGGUGGUGGUGGUGGUGCUGCUGCUGCUGCUGCUAAUCGUACUGCUGGUAACGGUGGUGGUGGUGGUGGUGCUGGUUGUGGUGCUGGUGCUGCUGCUGGUGGUGGUACUGCUGCUGCUGCUGCUGCUGCUGUUACUGCUGCUGUUGCUGCUGCUGCUGCUGCUGCUGCUGCUGCUGCUGCUGCUGGUGCUGCUUCUUUUUCAAAAGAAGUUUGGGGAAGCAAGGAGGGAAGGCAGGUCAAAUUGGAGCAGAUGGGUGAUGUGGUAAGCAGGGGAGGGGGGGGAUUUGUGGAGCAUUCCAGGCUGGAUGGUCAAGCGAGAGGGGUUUGGGGAAACAGCAGGGAAGAGAUAGGUGCAAGGGAGUCAUUUGGAGGAGGAAUGGCAGUGAGAGAUGGUGGUAUGAGGGGGGAUGGUGGUAUGAGGGGGGACGGUGGCAGUGGGAGUGGUGGUGGGGGGCAUGGUGGGGGAGGGGAUGAUAGUAGGAGUGGUGGUGGGGAUGGUGGUGAGAAUGAUGGUGCGAAUGGUGGAGGGGUAGGCGGUGGUAGGGUUGUUAGCAGUGGGAGUGGGCAUAGUAGCGGGUACAGCAGAGCAGGCUCAGGAAGGCGGAAAACAGCAAAGACAAGUAAGGCAGAUCUGGCCGCACCUGCAACCACUGCAACAGGCGUUGCUGGAAGCAUGCGGAUCGCCUCAGAUCAUGGCGAAUUGAGCAGCAGAGGUGCACCCGUUGAUGCUUCGUCUAAUCAACCCACUAGUGCUAACGCUGCCCCGUCUUAUCUGCCGGCCGGGAAGCGAGCAAAAAAGGACAAAAACAGGUACCGUGGCGUGCGGCAGCGGCACUGCGGGAAGUGGGUGGCUGAGAUCCGAUUUCCUAAGAAGAAAUCCCGCGUGUGGCUCGGAACGUUCACCUGCCCGGAAGAUGCUGCCCGAGCGUACGAUCGGGCAGCUGUGAAACUUCGUGGGCCCCGAGCGUUGACGAAUUUUCCAGAUGAGUAUGAGAAUUGGCAAAAUGGGGUGGGAGAUGACUUGUUGAGGUUUAAUGGGGAGGAAGGAGUGGAGAAGGAGGAAAUGGGGAAGGAUGAGGUGGGGUUUAAGGCGGGAAGUGCAGCAGAGAGAGGGGAGGGAGGCAGCAAAGGGGAGAUGUAUACGGUUAGAGAAGGUGAGGAUGAGGGGAGGGGAGCGGAAAGCAGUAAGCAGCAGAUGGGGAAAAGGGCGAGGAGCAAGGGUGGAGGAAAAAAUGAGGGAGGGGAGGAAGAGAAGUUGGACGUGAGUGGAAAAGGCUGUGCAGAGUGGAAGGCAGAUGGCAGGGACAAGUGA